Messenger RNA from Penicillium brasilianum, 1027 nucleotides. The record is from the annotation of a GenBank genome assembly. Lineage: Eukaryota; Fungi; Ascomycota; Eurotiomycetes; Eurotiales; Aspergillaceae.
CCUGAAGGCCUUGAUCACAGAGCCAUUCAGUCUUCCUUUUGCUUGUGAACUCUGCUCCAUAAGAAUCGUCAAUCCAAUAAUUACGAUACAAGCCCAGCAUGACUUCUCCAUCUUACGUGGGACUUUCCGAACCCUUCGCCAUUUUGACACCCAGACUCAUAGUCAUUCCCACGCCGAUCGCAGUACAUGUAGCACCUUAUCGGGCACUGUACGCUGCAUUGCACGCAGACGCUGGAUUCUGCCGAAUGGGCUUCGGCGAGAGCUUUCCCGUCAAAAACUGGAAUGACGAUGAAACGCGCGACACUAUUGAAACGCGCGAUAUCAGGCGUUCGUGGCAGAAACAUGGCUUGGGGGACUUUGCCGUGGGGCUUCGUCCGCAACUCAGAUCUGGAGGUCUGGGGGCGAGCUCCGAGAGAGGCUCUAGUUCUCCCGUGUCAAUGCUGCGAGGACAAGAGUUUGAACAGUUCGUGGGUCCAAAUGGGACACGGCUGAAUGCGAUUCAGUGGGUGGGUUAUUCGGGAGUCCGUGAUGCGACGACGACGUCGCUUCCCCCGCAAGAAGCUGGAGAUGCGCCCUAUCCAGACUGGCUUGAAAUGGUCGAAAUUCGAUACGGGGUUGCACCAGCAUUUUGGGGAAAGGGCAUCGCUCAAGAAGCGUCGAAUGCGAUCAUGCAAUGGGCCAUUCGUGAGAAGGGAGUGAAGAGAUUCAUCGCCGAGACCGAGCGGGAUAAUCAACGCAGUGGUCGGCUUCUCCAAAAGCUCGGAUAUGUUCACAGCGGAACAAACUAUUGGAAAGAGCGCCAGGAAGUGGAGUGGGAGAUGGUUGUCGGGCAAGAGUGAGAACGACUGGAGCCGCUUAAUGGGUGUUUCAGCGUCGAGUUCUGUCGAUGUAAAAGAUCAUUAGCAGACGAAUAAAGAAAGCAGUGGGAUUUCUUCUGGUGCUGGGACGUAAGAAAUGUUGCAAUGUCUGGGCUGCUCGGCGCAUUAGACACGCUGUAUCCACAUUGUAAAGAGAUAUAAAGAAAAAG